This is a messenger RNA of Bombyx mori (domestic silkworm), 4134 nucleotides long. It is a transcript of the gene Sirt7, whose product is annotated as NAD-dependent protein deacylase sirtuin-6. The transcript has 6 exons. Gene Ontology annotation, molecular function: histone H3K18 deacetylase activity, NAD-dependent; NAD+ binding. Gene Ontology annotation, cellular component: chromatin; nucleus. The record is from RefSeq and is a predicted model, not a curated record. Lineage: Eukaryota; Metazoa; Arthropoda; Insecta; Lepidoptera; Bombycidae. Bases 190 to 2058 code for a protein of 622 amino acids.
GAGGUGAAUGACAGACUGACAGCGUCAAUGGCUGACAUAAAUAUUUUGUAAAAGGCGUGCAGUGUUGACUGGGUGACUCUAUAUUUUAAAAUAAAAACAUUUAAAACUGAAACCUUUAUCACUACCCGCCAUGUGGGUAAUAAGGAUAGGAGUAUCUAAGGAAGCAUGGGCGUUUAAAUUACGGCGCUAAUGAAAGCCAUGGGCGGGCGAGGCGCAGUGCGGUCGAGCGCUAGGCUUAGUGCUGAAACCACCCAGGCUCCGUCAACUUCUAAUGUUCCUGGAACCAAAGUGAGGCCUGUGGCAGCUGCUGCAGCCGCAGCUGCCAGAAGGGCUAGAGCAGCAGAGCGAGCACGCGAAGUUGAAGAUAGCCCGCGGGUCUUGAAAGAAAAAUGCCGAAGACUGGCCAGGGCGCUGCGCAACGCUAAGCAUCUUGUUGUCUACACAGGAGCUGGAAUUAGCACGGCAGCUGACAUCCCUGACUACAGGGGCCCCCAUGGAGUAUGGACUCGACUGCAACGAGGAGAAAGUGUGGGCCGCGUGGAGGUAUCUCGAGCGAACCCAACCUUCACUCACAUGGCGUUAACCGCUUUGUGGGCGCGAGGAGCCCUCAAAUUCGUCGUGUCACAGAACUGCGACGGUCUCCACCUGCGCGCCGGCCUGCCCCGCCGAGCGCUGGCCGAACUUCACGGCAAUAUGUUCGCGGAGUUGUGCGCGCCGUGUCGCAAGCUAUACCUGCGAUCGUUCGACACGACGGAGCGCACGGCGCGGCACCGGCACGGCACGAGGCGGCUGUGCCACGCCUGCGGCACGGAGCUCAGGGACUCCAUAGUGCACUUCGGGGAGCGCGGCAGAGCGGCCUGGCCUUUGAACUGGGCUGGAGCGUUGCGGCAUGCUGCUAGAGCCGAUGUCGUCUUGUGUCUCGGGUCUAGUCUGAAGGUCCUGCGCCGUUACGGUCGGCUGUGGCGCAUGCACAGCGCCCCCUCGUCGAGGCCGGCGCUGUACAUUGUCAAUUUGCAAUGGACGCCCAAAGACUCCGUCGCGAAGCUGAAGAUAAACGCGCGUUGCGAUACUGUUAUGAGACAGGUGGCACGGCGACUGCGACUCCGCGUCCCCCGGUACGACUCCCCCCGGGACCCUGUGAUCUGGCACGCGGAGCCGCUGGCGGCGCCCGAGGCCCACACCACGCGGCGCUCACCACUCCGGGAUGACCCCGCGUCCGACGGGUCCGCUUACCACACCGAUGCGUCUUCUCCAUCGGCCUCGGAUUCUGAUGAGGAGGUGCCACUGAGGAGGCUAGCAGAUCGGUUGAAGGCUCCCACUCUUAAGGCUUUUAAGGUAAAUUUAAUGUCCGGUGAAGCGACGAUCCUGCUCCGCAAAGAGCACGCCCCCUCCCCCUCCCCCAGCCCCGCCCCUCACUCCCCGCCGCGCUCAGCCACUUCAGAAUUACGUCGCUUCCGUAUCCGUCGUCGGCACACGCCGCCUCCCACCGAACCGCCCCACGCCCACACUCCCAAUACUCAUCCCAGACUGAACGGAAUCGAAAUCAAGACAGAACGGAUAAAGAAAGAAGAGGAACUGUCAAAUGGUACUCUAGGAUCUCGUCUGCGGAAACUUCUAGAACAUGAUCCUCUUCCUUUGGUGAAGAAAGAGGAGGACGUGAAGAGGGAACCGCCUGAUAGUAAACUGAACGAUAUUGAACCUCACGAAGAUCGCAACGGCUCGCUGGCGGCCGCCAUCAUCGCUCGCGCGGUUCUGCUGUGUAGGGCUUCGCUGUAUUCCGGAUUUCAUACGAUAAUCUCCCAGCCGCCUGCCACCCCCACCCCUCCUCCGAGCCCUGCCCAAUGCUCGUGGUGCGAGAAGCACUUCGGCUCCCGUCGCUGCUUAUGGUACGGGCCGCCUCGGGAGACCUCGCUGUCGGCCCGGGUGUGGCGCAAGAUCAAGGGUAGGAAGUAUCUAUGCGCCUGCUGCGGCGACGGGGAGGACGGCAGGACGAACGGGGAAGAGACCGGGGGCUGGUACGGGAAGGGCUAUCGCAAGGGGCGGCGCAGGAAGCGGUAGCGACCCUCCGUCCCGGAUCAACCCGAUCCGAGGACGAAGCCAGGGCUCAAACAUAACGAACAAUAAUAUGUGAUCUAGUUUAAUUAGUUAAUGUUCCGAGGACGCUGGGCGGGAUCGCGCUAAUUUAUUUUUGUAUUCGGUACAAGUGGUGUGUGUGUGUCGUGUAUGUCAGCAACUAAUAUUGACCGUUGAAUAUUUUGUCUUUGUAAACUACACUUUAUUUGACGUAUCGUUUAAAGUCUAUUUUACGACGUCGCUGCGUAUAUGAUUGAUCGUCAAUAACACAAUAUAUUUGACAUUAGAUGAUGUAUAAAUUUACUUUUUCCGUUAUUUUAAUUUUGAACAAAUUGUUUGCUGUACAUUACUUGGUCGCGGCAACCUCUCGAAUAAUGUUCGUAUAUAUGUAACCUCUAUACGAUUAAUCCUUAAAGAGGUUAAUAUGUCAUUUAUAACAUUCUUCUUUAGAUGACAUAAAUAGAAUUUCGAUUAUUGAAACAUUAGAACAUUAAGACAUAUAAAGAGCAUUUUUGCAAUAUUAAAAUAUAAAAAGAUAUAAAAAUAAUGGUGAAGCAAUAGCUUUAAAUGUUGUUUUAUAAUGUAUUAUUUUAUUUGUAUCAAAAUACAGUUUAGCUUCGUAAAACUAUAGCACAAAUUGAGUUGCUCUUAUAAAGAGAAACAACAUUUAAAGCUAUGGCUUCACCAUUAUUUUUAUAUCUUUUUAUAUUUUAAUAUUGCAAAAAUGCUCUUUAUAUGUCUAAAUGUUCUAAUGUUUCAAUAAUCGAAAUUCUAUUUAUGUCAUCUAAAGAAGAAUGUUAUAAAUGACAUAUUAACCUCUUUAAGGAUUAAUCAUAUAGAGGUUACAUAUAUGUAUGUAUGUAUAUUGAUUAUACGUAUGUACGUAAAAUGUUGCAUCUGUAUACCGACUCUGUAACAAUUGAAUGCAUUCGUUGUCUUCUUUUGUUGUUGACUGUUUAGUUGUAAGUGAUCGUGCAUUUCAUGAAUUUAAAUUGUAAAAAUUGUUGUGAGCCAAUGAUUUGAUUUAAUUAUAAGAUGAGAAAAUGAUGAAUGAACGCAUCAAUUAAUAUCACCAUUUCUACAUCACAGUAGUGAAUUAAUUCAAUUCAAUGAGAUUAUUAUUAUUAUUAUCAUUAUUAUUAUUGAUAGUCACUUAAGUUAUAGCCAUUCUAACAUGCUUCCAAAGUUCAAAAUUUUAUCAAAUGAAGCUAAUGUUACUUUUAUGUAACAUGCAUGAAUGUAAUGAAACCAUAUUUUUUUACCCACAUUUUAAUAAUAAUUGUAUGUAUUGUCCUGAAAGGUCAUUUACCUUCCGUUAUCAUACAACACCAUGUACAAACAAACCAGAGCAAUAUCCUGUGCCUUUCGUGAUGAUACAUUAAUUAUAAUUAUACUUAUGAUACAAUAAAUAUCGGGCUGGUCCUGGAGCCUGGAUGACUCGCAAUGGAACCCUUGAAUGGUUAUCAAUAAAUUUAUUAAGGAAUUAGCUUUAUCUUAUUAUCAUAAUUGUACAAGUAUUAUUGACAAAACGGGUUUUUUUUUACUAAUUAUUUUGUUUACCUAUAUUGUCAUUGUAAUUAGUGUUUCCACAAAAACAAGAUGUCAUUAAAAUGAAUAUUAAUAUUCUUGUCAAAAUUUCAUUUGGACGUCUGGUCGGUUGCCAAAUGUUUUAUUAAAUGAAGGCUUUAGAAGUGAUUACGGCACACAGCAGUGGAUAGUUUAAUGUUUUUUUUUAUAUAAUCUGUUUACGGCCAUUGGUAACUCCCUUUUUUAGCCUCUCUAACUCAUUGUAUAAGAUUAUAUUUUCAGAAAAAUGUAAGAAUAAAAUAAUGAUUACUUUUCGUUGGGAACUUGUAAAUCGUGUAAUUCAGAUGUCCAAAAGUUUUGAUAAAUUCCAAACUUAUUAAUAUCCGAUACCAAACAUAAUAUAUUAUUACAAUAUACCAACCAGCAACAUUUUUCAUUAUUAUUUUAUUUAUUUGGACGGUUUCCAAAAUUUACUACUGAGAUGAUAGAACAUGAUAAUGGUUUACAUAAUUGAAUAAAUAAUGACAAAUCAAA